This is a messenger RNA of Westerdykella ornata, 1284 nucleotides long. RefSeq lists its product as uncharacterized. Gene Ontology annotation, cellular component: mitochondrial inner membrane. The coding region runs from base 1 to 1284 and encodes 427 amino acids. The record is from RefSeq and is a predicted model, not a curated record. Gene Ontology annotation, biological process: inner mitochondrial membrane organization. The transcript is spliced from 2 exons. NCBI's taxonomy places the organism in Eukaryota, Fungi, Ascomycota, Dothideomycetes, Pleosporales, Sporormiaceae.
AUGCCCCCUCCACCUCCGCCUACUGAAGAAAGAAAGCCUGCAGAUGGCAGAGUAGAAGACCCAUUGCCGUCAGAGCCUGGUGAGGCAAUUGCGAUGACACCUCCCACGCCUCCUCUUAAGCCGUCCGCCGAAAACCCAAGCCAGUCCGACGUGCCCCCAAAGGCGAAGCAACCGAAAGUUGAAGAUAAUAUAGCGAGGGUGCCUGCCGAGGACCUGCCUUCACAUCACGCUGAACAGCGAUGGAACUUUGAGAAACGCAUAUCUGAGUUUAUGGACGAGCUGUUACCGAGACUUGCGGUGGUGACCCAGAAAGUGAAUACAUAUACGGGGACAGACUACUCCAGCAUCGCGGCCCUGAAGAGGGAAAUCAAGGAUCAAGAAAAUCUCGUGAAAGCUCGGCGACAGGCUAUCGAAGAAGCGAAACAGGCACUGGACGCAGCUCACGCCCAGCAAGCAGCAUCGCAAAAAGAGGUUGUUGCCCUGUUGGAGCGGAAACACUCAUGGUCGGCAACGGACCUCGAGCGGUACAUGGCCUUGAUCCGGUCAGAGCAUGUCAAUGAUCAAGCCAUCCGUGAAGCGAAGGAGGCCGUGGCAUCGGCUGAGAAUGCCCUCGAGGAAGCGCGAUCACAGCUGGAAAAGCGAGAGCGGGCACAGUACCACGAGGAGCAGAUCUGGAGUGACACGAUUCGGCGGAACAGCACCUGGGUUACCUUUGGUCUCAUGGGGCUCAACAUUGUCCUGCUCUUGGCGUCGUUGAUUGUCAUUGAGCCCUGGAGGAGGAGAAGAAUGGUCAGGGAAAUCAAAGCUGCGUUAGAGGAGGCCCAAAAGCCAGUCAUUACUGCCGCGCCGGCAGUCCUCCCGACCACGGCAGCAAUUGAAGCAGACAUCGACAAGGCUGUAGAGCCCGUAGGACCUCUGGCAGAGGAGGGAGAAGCCCAGCCUACUCCGCCCGGGUCCGUUGUUACCAAUGAGGUUCUUCCGUCAGCGGUCGAAAUCUCAGAAACUACGCCAAACGAAGCAGAGGCCUUCCUUGCACCCAACCCAGUCAUUGAACCCCCAACUCCGCCUGCAGUCGAUAUAGUCGAAGAGGCGGUGUCCUCUGACGUACCUGCCGAAACCGCCCAAAGCAAGCCCAAUCUGCAGAAGAUCACCGCGAGACUUGAAGCCCUCGUGAGCGAGGAACCGAUUUCCGUCCGGAAGAAAGACCUAACCGCCGCAAUCUGCGUCAGUGCCGCCGCCGGAUAUGUCUGCGCAAUGGUUGUGUUCUGGUUCAGUAGCAGGUAA